Pecten maximus is the source of this 2296-nucleotide messenger RNA. RefSeq names its product alpha-(1,3)-fucosyltransferase C-like. The record is from RefSeq and is a predicted model, not a curated record. The coding region runs from base 1 to 1233 and encodes 410 amino acids. The transcript has a single exon. Lineage: Eukaryota; Metazoa; Mollusca; Bivalvia; Pectinida; Pectinidae. Gene Ontology annotation, cellular component: membrane. Gene Ontology annotation, molecular function: alpha-(1->3)-fucosyltransferase activity.
AUGAUCACCAACGCCAAAAGGUUUUACAAGGUGACCAUCGUUUCUAUCGUUGCCUUCAUCUUCAUCUACGUCCUCACGGGAAGAUACUAUUUUCAGAGUUACGAUGAAGGGGCGAUCAAAGGAACUGUUAAAUCAGGAACAAAUCUAUAUAUAUAUCAGCCCAAUUUAACAAAUGUGACAAGUGCAGUCGAGAAAAGGGUAAAAAAUAUCUAUUUCUACAACCCACAGUUUUUUCAUGUGUUCAGUGAUUGGAUUUUAGAUACUUGGGGGACGUCUAAGAAAUUUGAAAAAUGUGCGAUCCCUAAUUGUAUUGUAACAAGGGGUAAUGUCUCUUUAGAGGAAAUCGACGCCAUAAUAUUUAAACCUAGAGACAUGGGAUACUGUCCGCCAACCAAGCCUCCCGGACAGGUGUGGAUAUUUGCUGAAUUUGAGACACCAAACUAUUAUUAUCAAAGUAAGUGUUUUCAUGAUCUGAAAAGUAAAGUGAAUUGGACGAUGACAUAUCGACGUGAUGCAGAUUUCCCUAUCGCACAUGGUUAUUUUAGGGAAAUGAACAAACCUCUAUACAGUCAAAAGGAUCUGGAGGAUAUUUUUGCGAAGAAAACAAAGACAGCAGUGGUUUUCAUCAGUCAUUGCCCCACUGUUGGUAAACGGUUGCAGUUUAUCAAAGUGUUACAGUCACAUGGUAUACAAGUGGAUGUCUUCGGUUCGUGUGGACGUUCACUUAAACAGUGCAAUAAUGCAGCUCGUUAUCAGGUGAGCUUCAACGUAUCUGGACAACUGGGAGCUGAUUGUUUCAGUAAGGUUCUUUUACAGUAUAAAUUUUUCCUUUCUUUAGAAAAUUCUCUUUGUUUAGAUUACACAACGGAAAAAUCUCUUCAUCGUGUUAUGCAAUAUCCAAUAAUUCCAGUGAUACGGGAUGGAGGGAACGCGUCAAUGUUCCACCCCCCACACUCUUAUCUCCACACGUCCGAUUAUAGUUCUGUGAAGGAGCUAGCCCAGCACAUGAAGCUGUUGGCUGGAAACAAAACAGCCUAUUUGGAAUAUCUUCAAUGGAAACAACAUUACUACACUGAAGAUAUGUAUACCGAAUGGAAUUCCGCAUUCUGCAGAAUAUGUGAAAGAUUACACAACCCUGAGAGUUACAGACGUGUUUAUCGUGACAUUGCAGCUUGGCACAUUUCACCGGGAGGAAAACACGUCUGCAAAGGCCCUACAGACCUGAAUUCUUAACAAUAACAAGUAAACAUGUAAUUAUGAUUAUAUCAAUCUCAGUUCAUAGAAACAACAGAAAAACAAAUAUCAACUCCCGUAUAGAUAUAACAGGAAAGCAGAUGUGUUACGGUUUUCAAUUAGCGGUGUUACUAGGAAACACAUCUGCCAUUUGCAUACGGACCUCAACACGACGGAUGUUUAUAUAUCACAACUUCUCGGAUUUUUUCCAAUAAAAAGUAAAUAUGUCCAGAAAGUCAAUGUUGUCAUGACCCUAUGAUUGAUGAAAAACAUUUCAUUCCUUAUAUUUACAUUAAGAUCAUUUCGAUGUUAUCUGUAAAAACACCCCAUAAUGCAUUUUUUCAUGUUUUUACCUGGGAGUGACGUCGGAGAUAAAACAGCCGUUUUCGCGGGAAAGUGUCAGACAGUUCUCGGCAUGGUCUUAGCAACCGUCAUAACAACAACACAAACAAAAUGUAUGUCCGUCUACAAUAUUUAUUGUGUGAGAUUUUUGGAGUGAGUUUAAUUUUUUGAACAUUUAGAAGACCGUCAAUAUUACACAGAUUGCGUUUAUUUAAAAGAAUACGAGCAGAAAAAAAAUCAGACGGCGGAGAAUAUUACCUGUGGUAACGAGGUGAUUGACAAUACCACACACUGUAAGGCUAAUAUUGUUAUAACAUUUUUAUUUACAAUGUCUACGAUUUAAACAAAGUGUUGAGUUCCAGGAUUUAUUGCAUGCAUUUUCCUAGUCUCCAUACUUCUGUUUCUACCUGUUAAUAUAAGUUGAUCACGUUCACUCCGGUCCUACGAUAACCUUGAAAUUGCCUGCUCCAUUUCGUUAGGUUAUAUUGUUUUAUUUCCAUAAUUUGAGAAAGAUCGCCACGCUUUGCCUUCUUAUUCGGUACAGAGGUAUAAUUUAUGAUGUGUUUUCUUGUUAAAUAGACAUUCAGUAUAUUUUCAUGAAAUCAAAACAAAUAACAUUUAUUUAUAUUUGUAUAAAUAAAUACAUUUAUGUCAGUCUGUAAUUGUUUGUUUAUUAUAUGUUGAGAGGGGCAUUGGCACCACUCGCAUCUCCCAUUGUUUC